This is a messenger RNA of Lutzomyia longipalpis, 2916 nucleotides long. RefSeq names its product proton channel OtopLc-like. Gene Ontology annotation, molecular function: proton channel activity. The transcript is spliced from 7 exons. The record is from RefSeq and is a predicted model, not a curated record. Gene Ontology annotation, biological process: proton transmembrane transport. Gene Ontology annotation, cellular component: membrane. Bases 240 to 2414 code for a protein of 724 amino acids. NCBI's taxonomy places the organism in Eukaryota, Metazoa, Arthropoda, Insecta, Diptera, Psychodidae.
AGUCCACAUUCAGCCACCAACGGGGUGUGAUAGAGGUGCAAAAGUUAAAAAAAAAAUCAACGCAAAAAAGAUCUUUUUGUUGUGGCCUGUAGAAAGUUUUCCUUUGGAUUUUUAGUGUUGCAAAUUUAUUCCAUUUCUGUGAGUUUUUCCGCCGGGACUUUUCUCCAAGAACCGCCACCGUGUGCGGGUGAAAGUGACGCGCAAUCAGACACGGACUAUAUAAUUUCCAUCCUGCAACAAUGCCGAAUGAUGGGGAACAUUCAGGGAGUGAGGGCAGAUUCAGUCCUGCCGUAUACCCAAAUUUGGAUUCAGCGGGGCAGGACAAUGUCAUCGAAAUGACCGAAAAAGCCACAAAUGGUGAUCCAAGGAAGGGACUCAGCUUAACAAUACCCACCCUACAGGUGACCCAGGAUGACGAUGAUGGGGAACAGGAGCGCAAUGGGGGGAUCUACAGGAAGCACCCACGCCCAAUCAGUUCCAGCAGCAACAUUGAUGGCUCAAAUAAAUCCCCAAGCCCCUAUGCACCGCGUAUGUGGAGCUACAACCGUGGCAUCUCCUACCAACCAUCCGUACGAUCUUCACACUCAGCCUCCGACAUGGACCAUCUCAUCCCACCACCAUCUACAGACAGAGAAAAAUCAAAAAUGACCAGACGAUACUUUGCCACGGUGUUUGCCCUUUGCUAUGCAAUCUUCCUGGUUAUCUUUGGUAUUGUUGUCUUUGUCGGUGAUGCCGUUGAGACGCAGUAUCCCCUAGGAGAGGCUUUUGGAAUUUACAUGCUGAGCGUGGGCUUUAUCUAUUUCUUUGGGCUCUACAUUGAUAUUCGGUUGCACAUUAAGAAAGCCAAGGAAACAGUGAAGAGUCGUGAGAAGCGUCAAGCACUCUUUGAGGAGCACCUGAAGAAGCUUCAAAAUGAAACAGGACCCCUUGAAUUGGAAUCAACAUCAGCUCCUGUGUGGGAUAUUGAACCCGUUGCACCCCUUAGUCACAAAUACUGCUUCCAAACGGGACGUCAUGGAGAGUUGUUCUACCUCAAGCUAGGAGCAGCGUGGUUCUGCUUUGGUCUCCUCAUCCACUCAAUUCUCAUUGUCAGCUACCAAGUAAUCUUCAUGACGGCCGUUGAACCAGACUUUCACAAAUGUGCCUCAGUACUAACUCUCGUGCUGGAAAUUAUGUUUCCCCUGUACAGCAUCUUUGUUCUCUUCUUCGUCUUCAAGUAUGCAAAUGUGAUCAUAAAUCAGGGUAGAGGCCUUGCGAGAUUCUUCCUUAUGCACGCAAUUGGAACCUCAUUGGCUUUCUGGGUGUACACAAUUGUACGCGAAACAGUGGAUGCAAUCAGGCUUAAGUACCUGGAUCAGGAGAAUCAAGCCACAGCUGAAGGAAAUCACACGCACCUCAUUUCAAUUCAAGAUGCAAUUGAAUGUCCAGCUCCUGAAGAACUCAACUCUAUUUUCCGCAACUUCUCACCCUACCUCUAUCCAUUUGUCAUUGAAUUUUGCAUCUUAAUCGCCGGUAUUUACUACAUCAUCUGGGCUAAUAUCAGCAAAUGCCCAAAGAAGCACUCAGUGGCAGGUCAUAGCCAUGAUCCAAAUGACCAUCAUGAUGCCAAACACAUGGGAAAUGGGAGUAUUCCGAGCCCGAGUGAAAUGGCCAAGUCUCCCAAUAUGGAUAGUGUAAGCAUGUCUGAGCAUUGCGCUGAAAUAGACCAUGAGAUGUCCUUCAAGAGCAAUAUCAUCGUCCACGCUGACUGUCAUGCAGCUAGUCGUGGUCUCUUUGGUGGAAUGGUUCUCAUUGUUCUCACAAUUGCUGUCAUUAUUCUAUUCUUUGUUGCCGUAACGAAUGACGAUUACUUCGACAUCGGAGUCAUCAUGAAUUCUAGCUUUGAACUAGCAGUCUUGAUACUUAUGAUCAUUAUCGUCAUAGCUGCCUACUUCCAAACAUCCAAGCUUGACGUCAACACCCAUCCAAUGUCAAUGCUAGACGAUGUUCUACUCUUCAUCGCCAUCCCAGCUUUCUUCCUUGAGACAAUCUUCAGCAUGGUACCGGCUAUCUACAACGUAUCAGUCCUCAAUAUCUGCAUCAUCCUCAGUCAACUCAUACAAAUUCUCAUUCAAACCCCCUUCAUAAUUGACGGUAUGCGAAGGUGCUCGAAUGCAGCGAUAAAUCGCAGAAAGAAACCCGGACGGGAGCUCAUUACCUUCCUCACCAUUGCAAAUGUCUCCCUGUGGAUCUACUACACAUUCUCCGUGAAGACCGAGUACACGGGCGAUGAAAGAUACGCUUUCUACGGCUAUACACUGUGGUCCAUCCUCAACCACUUGUCAUUGCCACUGAUUAUGUUCUAUCGCUUCCACGCAUCCGUAUGUCUCGUGGACAUUUGGAGGCACGCAUAUGAGCCAGGAGGUGGCCACUAAUUGAUUUAUUCCCUCGCACUGUACCCACUUACCCAACGCACUCACACACACACACACCAAAUACCUGAUUUAAUCCACAAAUCACACAAUUAGGUCACUCAUCCUUGGCAAAACCACCCCUCACCCCACACACACUUCCCCAGAGGGCGCGUGAAAAAAAAAGAACGAUGCAAACCCAUUAUCAUUAUGGAGCCCUGCCAGGCAGCAAAUAGAUGAGGAUGAAAUAACAAUUUUCCACACGAGGGAAAAUUUGUCCAUUUCGAGAGUGCACCACCAGCCACCCUCUUUUUGUCAUUAAAUGCCCUGCAUGUGCGUCAGUGAACGCACAUUGGACACAUGGUUUUAAUGAUGCCCCCUUCAUUGAUAUUAGACAUCGUAGCACCAUCAUUAAAAUGUAUGUAAAACGCAUGAAUUUUAUUAAAAUUAAAAAAAAACUCUCCGAAUGCUUUGUGAAUGUUCUGUGUAGACAUUAGAAGAUUUUAAAAUAAAUUUCUCUUCAAAA